Photinus pyralis (common eastern firefly) is the source of this 1201-nucleotide messenger RNA. RefSeq lists its product as uncharacterized. The transcript has 2 exons. The coding region runs from base 148 to 648 and encodes 166 amino acids. The record is from RefSeq and is a predicted model, not a curated record. NCBI's taxonomy places the organism in Eukaryota, Metazoa, Arthropoda, Insecta, Coleoptera, Lampyridae.
UAAGGCAUUAAGUGGAAUGAUAAGUUAAAUUUUUUUUAGACCCCAAUAAAGGACUAUCAUGUGCCAAUUAAAGAAGUAACACAUUGGUUUGAUGAGUUUGUUGUAACAAAAAAAAGAGAAGACAUUUCGUUAUUAAUAAAAGAUCUUAUGUUGAAAUAUGAUAAAGAUUUGGAUAUUCUACCAGUGAUAUCAUUUCCAACACUUGAUGGUAAACUUGUGCAAAGAGAUGAAGAAGAUGAGGAGUUCAUGAAUGACGAACUUGAAGAGGAAUUGGAAGAGGAGGAUUAUUUGCCGGAAGACAGUAGCGAAGUGAGUGAUUCUCAUAAUGACAGUACUGAAACCCACGCAGAGCAACAGAUAGAAGAUGAAUCACCAGCAGCAGUAACGACACCAAUUACCAAUCCAAUACGCAUCAAUUUAAACAAUUCCAAACGUAAAGAGGAACAACAAGAGCCUGUUGCCAAUAAAGGUAGAGAUGGCUUCAUCGAAGAAGCAAUAUCUGACCAAUUUUUAAAGCCUGAUAUGAGCGAAACAGGUAGCAGUAGUAGUAGUCGAGAGACUCUGUCUUAUUUAAAAGCAAAACGAAUAAAUAGACACAAAAGCCUUUCCACAAUUGAUACAAAAAGAUUUAAAUCGUCUGAUGACUAAAUAAACGUUUUCCGUUAGUUAAUACGAAAAUAUUUAUUAGUAAUUUUUUUCAUUUACACAAAGCUUGAGUUUCUAUACUGUAUAAUAGCUAAUUUAAUCUGUACAUAGCGUAGAUCUAGAGAACGUGUAAUGAUACCGAUCACUUUUGUUAGCGAUACAAUAAUUGUGUAGUACUGAACGUUUAUAUUAUACAGCUUCAACAAAUAUGAUGAAUAAUAAUAAGUAAUUUAAUUAUUUCCCACUAUUAAACCCCUAAAACAGCAUAUAAGCAUUGUUUAUUCAUGCCUAAACAAUGAUAUAAGGUAUCUCAUGUAUUUAUUUUAAUUGUACUUUUAGGGUUUUUAUGACAAGUUUAAAUGAUAACUUUUUGUAUUAUAUAUUUCAUAGGCUGUAUAUAUCUAUUAGUAAUUAAACGAAAACUACGUUAGCUGUAUUACUUCUUUACCCGGUUAAAUCACUCAUUUAGUUAUAUUUCUGUUUAAGAUUUAGUAAGUUAAGUUUAGUUAUUGUUGGGAAUGUAUUGGUAUCCCUGAAAUAAAAAAUGUCAAAAAAG